AUGGUUGAACAGCUCCCAACUUUCCCUUCUCUGAAAUCCAGUCUUAAUCGUCAGCGUAAGGACCUUAUACAACAUCUACCAACAUCUCUACUAAACAUUGACCUCCAGAAUGAGUGGACUGAAACUAAAGCUGCUGAAAGAUUCUUACUUAUCAAUAAUGGUACCUACGAUAAGAUAGUUGUAUUCGCCCCUGACAACAACAUACAACACCUAGCAAACAACAACAAUAAUACAAUCUACGCUGAUGGUACCUUCUACACAUGUCCACCAAUCUUUGAACAGCUGUAUACUUUACAUGCACUGAUUGAUGGAGAGAUGUUCCCACUGGUUUUUGCACUUUUACCUGGGAAGUCAGAGGACAUCUAUACCAGAUUUUUCUCACUACUGAAGACUGAUUGCGAUUGCACCCAAUGCCAGAUUCCGACAACUUUCUUCAUAUAUUACAAAUCUGCUGUACAGAAUUCUGUCAGAUCAUCUUUUCUGGGACUUGAUAUCAAAGGUCGUUUUGGCCAAUCAACAGGGCUCGUCACCAACUACAAAGGAUACCCAGCCAUUCACUAA
Molecule: messenger RNA, 561 nt
Organism: Mytilus trossulus (common blue mussel)
Lineage: Eukaryota; Metazoa; Mollusca; Bivalvia; Mytilida; Mytilidae
Exons: 1
Coding region: 1-561 (186 amino acids)
Source: RefSeq, a predicted model, not a curated record